This is a messenger RNA of Rotaria sordida, 969 nucleotides long. NCBI's taxonomy places the organism in Eukaryota, Metazoa, Rotifera, Eurotatoria, Philodinida, Philodinidae. The record is from the annotation of a GenBank genome assembly.
AUGGCAGCCAUAUUUAACGCUUUAUUCGGUACAUAUCCUGAACCGGAACAACAAAAUAUUGUAACAAAUCAAACCGAUAUAGCAAUUAAAAAUGCUAAUGUUUCUGAAAGUCUUCAUACAUCAGUUGUUGCUGAUGAUAUUCGUGUCAAUUCUAUUAUAUCAUCUGAAGCUCAAGCAAAUCUAACACUUCAUAAUAAAGUUAAUAUUGAUAAUUUAAUAACACAAUUAAGUACAACACAUACACAAGUUGAUCAAUAUUCUCGAGCACGUACAAAUGAAAUAAAUGAACAAGCUAAAAAAUCUAUUGCUGAUAUUCUUGCAAGUACUCAACGUCAACAAGAACAAUUAUUAUGUGAUGCAAAUCAUCGUCAUUUAACCAUUGAAAAUGAAUAUAAACUUCAAUUACAAAAAGCUGUUGAAGCAUUAGAUGCUGUUAAAGCUAAAACUUUAGCUGAUUUAGAACGUGAUUUACAAGCUCGACAACAAAUAAUUAUGUUUGAAGCUAAACAACAAAUUGAUGCUAUAAAUAAUCAAGCUAAUACAGAAAAAUUAAAUGCUUUAGUUGAAGCACAAGAACAAGCUAAACAAAAUAUUGCUAAUCUUACAGAUCAAAUUGUUGUAUUAGAUCAACAAGAAGCUCAAAAUUUAUUACAAUCAACAACUACUACUAUAAUUACUUCUCAUGCACAAACUGUAGAGAAUACACAAAACAUUACAACUAUACCUGUUACAGAAACAGUUAUUGCAACAGAUGAUCAAAAAGUUACAAAUGUUGUUGAUAAUCAAAUGCAACUAGCUAUAAAAGGUCCAUCAGAAUUAGUACCGGCUCCAACAAUUCCAACGACAAAUGAAGGCAAUACAACUGCUUUUGGUACAAAUACUGGAGCAUCUGAGCUUACAACACCAAUAGCUGUUUCUACAAAUGUCGAAACAGAAAUCAAAUCAGCACAAGAUAAUAUAAUCUUUUAA